AUGGCAGAGCAGAUGAAACAGUCACAAGGGAGUGAGAACAGUGGCGUCAUCAUUCCAGAAUCUCUGCCAGAAUAUUCCGGAACCCAGAAAGAUGGAAGCAGGGCAUCAACAUGGGAAAAUGGGCAGUGCGUGCUGGCUGUUCCCAGUUCUUCUAUGAUCGCUGCUAGCUUUGACCUGUCACUCUGCAGGACUUUACUGGAAAGAGACGGCUUUCAGAUCCCCAUUAGUGACUUUGAAGCUCCUCUUGAAGUGGCAUUGGGCAAACCGUCUGUCAGGAGAUACAUGUUCAUUAAUUCCUCCUUCUUCCACUUCAUUUUUGCACCGGUGGUUUAUUUAGUACUGUGGUGUGCUGUGUACUCCAGCCUUCAUCUGUACCUACCAGAGGAUGUGUUGAGUCUCUGGGUUCUCUGUGUUUGCGUUAGUCUGAUCUCUGUCAUCAUCACGAUCGGAGUCAUCCUCCUCCUUCACCGCAGCAAUAAAGAGAUCAACCUUAACACAGAUGUCCGCCUGGUGCAGGUGAAUGAGAAGCUUAUAAGACACAGGUUGCUGUUGGGAGUUGCUGACUGGGUCACACAAUGCAGAGGGUCACUGCAGCUCUUCUGUGUUUACUGGGAUUUGUCUCCUUGUCUUAGAUCUCUGACUGAAACCCUAGAAGAGUUGAGUUUUGUCAGAGAUGAGCUACAGAGCAAAUUUAAGAAAAGAAUGUCACACCUCCUCUUAGUGACUGAUGUCACAAGCCCUAAUCUUGAAGAGGAGUCUUUGGAGGAAGAGGGCCCUGAGGAGGAGCGCCCCCUGCUGGUAGAAGAGAGCAGGAGCGGGACAUCAGUCAGUCAGAGAGAGGAAACAAAACUGACCAAAACCUUCAGCCUGAUACCUAAAAAAAGCCUUUCAUUUCAGGCCACCGCAUAUCAACUCCUGCUGACCUACAGUGCAGUCUAUGUGAAAUUGCUGGUUUCUGACAAACUUCCUGGCCACAAACAACGCCCUCUGGAACCAAGGAGGACUCACUGCAAAACUGCAUCACUCUGCCUUUGUCAGUACAUUGAAGUCAAAGUUUUGCGGUAG
Chanos chanos (milkfish) is the source of this 1065-nucleotide messenger RNA. It is a transcript of the gene tmem268, whose product is annotated as transmembrane protein 268. The transcript has 8 exons. The record is from RefSeq and is a predicted model, not a curated record. The coding region runs from base 1 to 1065 and encodes 354 amino acids. Lineage: Eukaryota; Metazoa; Chordata; Actinopteri; Gonorynchiformes; Chanidae.